Anguilla anguilla (European eel) is the source of this 2700-nucleotide messenger RNA. RefSeq names its product synaptotagmin-like 1 (gene sytl1). Bases 390 to 2021 code for a protein of 543 amino acids. The record is from RefSeq and is a predicted model, not a curated record. Gene Ontology annotation, molecular function: small GTPase binding; neurexin family protein binding. NCBI's taxonomy places the organism in Eukaryota, Metazoa, Chordata, Actinopteri, Anguilliformes, Anguillidae. The transcript has 16 exons. Gene Ontology annotation, cellular component: plasma membrane; exocytic vesicle. Gene Ontology annotation, biological process: intracellular protein transport; exocytosis.
GAUCGCCGUUUUGUUGCCGUCUUCUCAACAUUGCGUGUGCAGUUUGCACUUACCUUAAUGUGUACAGGAAACGCACCUGUUGCACUACUCUUUCGGCUCGCAAAACUUGGAACCGUGGAACUUUUCUGGAUUUAGAAAUACUAACCCGGGGAUCAAGCCAUUGAGCGCCAAAUGACUCAAAAGGUACCCAAACUGGCCUAGACCAAGCAUACAGUACUCUACACACACUGCCACGCCCUGGUGGUCACAGUCUGCCACUGCGUGUCACCAUAGAGAGCAGCUGAAAGUGGCAUCGGGUUUUUUUCUGUGGCGUGAGAAGAGUCUGAUGCUUCCGUGUGAACUGUGAGGGGCGUCUCACCCUGCCCCUCCCUCUCCCCGGGGGUGUUGCCAUGGAGGACGAGAGUACCGCGGAGUCCCUGCUUGACCUCAGCCACCUGACCGAAGAGGAGCAGACGGCCAUCCUGCAGGUGCUUCUGCGGGACUCGGAGCUGAGGAGCCUGGAGCAAGGGCGUGUGAGUAAACUGCAAAACUCGAUCUCAGACCCACAGCAGCUGAAGUCCCUGUCGGGCGAAUGGUUCAGCGAGGCCCUGGCCCAGCGACACAGGAAGCACGGCUCUGAAAUUGUCCAGGCCUCCAUCCGUCGCAGGAAGAGACCCAAAGAUGUACCUUUGAGUGUGCUGGCAGGUGGAGGGGUGUUUGAUAAACAAGGAGAGGUCAAUUUGCACAAUGGCACACCGCCCAAAACUGGGCAAGAGGAGGAAGAUGAAGAGGGCGGAAAAAGUGUUGUGUUCCCAGUACCUGCCCCCAGAGCCGUGAAUGCUGCCAAGAAGAGCCCAGGGACUCAAAAUGAAGCUACAGCUUCCACAGAAUGCGUCAGCGUGCAAAAUGGAAAGGGAGAGGAGACUGCAGAGAAAGAGGGAGCACUGCAGAACCCCUCCCCCAUCGUGCAGGUGGACUUGGAGAAAGACUCAGAUUCUGUGUCCAGCAGUGCCCCAACAGAGCUUGACCAGAACCGACUCCGAGCAAGUGGAUCAACCAGCAGUCUGCACUCCAACCACGCGCUGAGUGGUAGUAUGAUGAGCCUGUUCAGCUCUGGAGAGUUUGGGAUGGUGGAAGUACGGGGUAGCAUACAGUUUUCUCUGCACUACGACACCAAGAAGGAGGAGUUGCAGGUGCAGGUGUGUCGCUGUCAGGAGCUGGCCCACGCCCGAAAGAAUCGCUCGGACCCGUAUGUGAAGACUUACCUUCUCCCGGACAAGUCAUCCCACAGCAAAAAGAAGACGGGUGUGAAAAAGAAGACGGUGAACCCAGUGUUUGACGAGACCCUGAAGUAUAACAUGAAAAUGGCGGAACUGAAGGGGCGGACCCUCAACCUGUCCGUGUGGCACCACGACCCCGUGCGCAGGAACGUGUUCCUGGGGGAAGUGGAGGUGGGCCUGUCAGACUGGGACUGGAGCCAGACUGAACCAUGCUGGCACCCCCUAUUGCCUCGGGUUCAGAUGUCUCAGGACACCAUUAGCAGCCGUGGAUCCCUCCUGCUGUCACUCAAGUUCACUCCAGCUGGAUUUGAAGGCAGUGGCCUGCCACUGACCGGGGAACUGCACAUUUGGCUGAGAGAGGCGCAAGGACUCAUCCCCACCAAAGGAGGCACUGUGGACUCCUUUGUCAAAAGCUAUGUGCUACCGGAUGAAAGCCGGUCGAGUCGGCAGAAGACACGGGUGAUAAAGAACACAGUCAGCCCCACCUACAACCACACCAUGGUGUACGACGGGUUCCAGGCUGUGGAUCUGAACGAGGCUUGUGCUGAGAUCACCGUGUGGGAGAAGGACACUUUCUCCUCACAGCUGCUGGGGGGAGUGAGGCUGAGCCCUGGCACAGGACUGAGCUAUGGCCAGCCUGUGGUGUGGAUGGACUCCACCGAAGAGGAGACCAACGUCUGGACCAACAUGAUCCAGAAUCCCAACACCUGGGUGGAUGCUACGCUGCCCCUCCGGACCAACCUGGCAGCCCGAAAAGAGUGACCUCCCACCUCACUGUGAUGCGAUGGGAAUUAGGGGCGGGGUGGGGUGGGGUUUAAGAGGGGUUAGGUGUAGUGACAGCAAGGAGAAAGAGAGACUGAUCAUAGCAAAUGUUCUGAGAAUUCUUUUUUUUUUGUAUUGAGGGUGCGAAAAAAAAUAGCUCUAAUAAUCAAAUGUGUCAUGCCUUUGUAUGUGUAGUGCUGUCUCUGUACUCUAAAUAUGAGUUUGAAUUCACUCUUGCCCGGGACAGUGUGGCGGUGUUUGUAAAGUAGGGAUGAGGUGGUCAGAGUGUCGGUUUGGGGCAGAAAAAGGGCAAGAGAAGGUAGGCGAAAAUAACACUAGUCCUCACAACUACACCUCAGGCUUCUGUCCCAUCUCAGGUAUGUAGCCCGUGGUAGCCCCACCUCCUGUGAUUCUAUCUGACUUUAGUGACUUAUUAAGUGAUGGAUUAACUCUGCUAAUAGUAACAUUGCCGUACAGAUAAGCUGUAGAGCUAAAGAAGUUAAUUUGAAAUGUUCAGGGAGUAAAUGAAAGGCAAGAGUGAGAAGUCUGGCACACACGUUACCCAGUUCUACAUUUCACUUGAUAUCUUUGUUACAGAAUCAAAUGUGUCCAGUUGUUUGUCUGUGUAAAUGCUUCAGUGUGUUUCUCCCUCUGGAAUUAAAGUGCAUUGUGAACAUGG